GUUCUUUCAUUUUAGCUGAGAUACGAAAAUGGGCAUGCUAAUUGUUAGCCUCGUGAAAGAGUGUGAAAUUAUACACUUUAAUUGUGUUUUCUGAUCUUGAAGGAGCUAGUUAAGGGUUCAACCAAAAACGUUAAGUAAGUAUCUACGUUAUUUCAAGUUAAAUGACUUUGAAUCAAGGUAUUAACUCAAGGAAACGUAGCUAAGGAAAGCAGUUGAAGUAUUCAGACACAACACAGAAGUUGUUGGGAUCGUCCACCCCUAACACAGUGAUGACCUCACAGCAGCAUUCCCUCCCCAAUGCAAAUGUCAACCCUCCCCUCCUCAUCCCCCAGAACUCAUUAGCUCACCCGGGCAGGCCUCACAUUCAUCCAAACCAGCUGGACUCUACUCAGAGUAGUGCUGCGGGGCACCCUGCCUCCCACACAGGUCUGAUGGGCGGUGUGGGGUCCUCGUCGGUGGGGACCUCCAGCGGAGUUGCAGUGAAUAGGGGCACGUUGGCCUCCUGCACUAACUCUGCCUCCUCAAGGACGCCCUCGUCAGGACGCUUUGAACCCUGGCCCGAGGAGGCCGUAGACAAUGCUUACGGCUUGUACUCACUGCACCGCAUGUUCGACAUAGUGGGAGCCCAGCUCACGCACCGCGAUGUGCGAGUCCUCUCGUUCCUGUUCGUGGAUGUCAUUGACGAGUAUGAGCGCGGUGGCAUCAGGAGUGGCCGGGACUUCCUGCUGGCUCUGGAGCGCCAGGGGCGAUGUGAUGAGACCAACUUCAGACACGUCCUGCAGCUGCUUCGCAUCAUCACACGGCACGACCUGCUGCCCUACGUCACACUCAGGAAGAGACAGACCGUGUGCCCAGACCCAGUGGAUAAGUACCUGGAAGAGACGUCGGUACGUUAUGUGUCCCCCAGAAGAGGAGGAGAGAGCAGGGAGGCUGCACCCCACAGAAGGACAGGUCCCCAGCCAGUGAUCUGCUGUUCUCCAUCGGGGACCCAGGUGGGCCCUUCCCGCACCAAGCCAGGCCCCCCAUUACCCAGCCGCAAAAGAAAGAGGGCCUACGCCACAGGUGACUGCAGGGAAAAGCAAACCUGUGACAUCCGCCUACGAGUGCGUGCUGAGUACUGCCAGCAUGAAUCAGCGCUUCUGGGAAACGUUUUCUCCAACAAGCAGGAGGCUCUGGAGAGGCAGUUUGAGAGGUUCAACCAGGCAAACACUAUCCUCAAGUCCCGGGACCUGGGCUCCAUCAUCUGCGACAUCAAGUUCUCGGAGCUCACCUACCUAGAUGCUUUUUGGCGGGACUACAUCAACGGCUCCCUGCUGGAGGCCCUGAAGGGUGUCUUCAUCACAGACUCACUCAAACAGGCAGUGGGCCAUGAGGCCAUCAAACUCCUGGUCAAUGUGGAUGAGGAGGACUAUCAGGCUGGCCGCCGCAAGCUGCUCCGGAAUCUGGUCACAGGAGUGGGGGCAGGGUCUGCAGCUGAAACCGCAGCCGCACUUGGAGGGAGCAGAGGGACUCCAUCCUAGAAACGCAUGCGUCUGCUGCUUUUAGCAGAGGGGGAACCCGUGUCCCGAAUAAGAGAACUUGACUUCAUGGUGAGGACAGGAGCAAGAAAAGUGAAAAGGCUGUUCUGUUUCAGGAAGAAGUGUGAGGGAGAAUGCUGGGUGCCCUGCCCUUUCAUCUAUGAAGGGAAUGUGAAAUAAAAGUGAUCCAAAGCAAGUGAGUCAGGAGAUGUGGAACACAGACCGAAGAGAAGUGCUUUGAAAGUUGAAGGGCUUUGUUCUUUCUGCUGGAGGGACAAUGCUAAUAUUUUCUAUUGUAACUUGUGAGUUGACUAUAAAAUCAGAUUUGACAUUU
Molecule: messenger RNA, 1851 nt
Organism: Oncorhynchus nerka (sockeye salmon)
Lineage: Eukaryota; Metazoa; Chordata; Actinopteri; Salmoniformes; Salmonidae
Product: death effector domain-containing protein-like
Exons: 5
Coding region: 270-1520 (416 amino acids)
Biological process (GO): extrinsic apoptotic signaling pathway via death domain receptors; apoptotic process; regulation of apoptotic process
Cellular component (GO): nucleolus
Molecular function (GO): protein binding; DNA binding
Source: RefSeq, a predicted model, not a curated record